AUGCUCCAUGCAAAGAAUGUACCAGGAAGUUUUUGGGCAGAAGCAAUGAGGACUGCAGCCUUUGUGAUCAAUAGACUUCCUCAACAAAGGUUAUGCUUUCUUUCACCUUUUGAGAAAUUAUGGAACAUGAAACCUACAUUGAGUUCAGAUGAAAUUAAAGAUUCAAAUGAUGACAAUGAUGUUGAACAAGGUAUGACUCAAAAUUCAUGGCAAACUAGUGUGUAUCAACAACUAAGUGAAGAAGGAGAGACUGAUAAAGCAGAAGUACCAACUGAACAAUCACAACCCAGAAGGUUAACAAGAAUCCGAAAGCCAAAUCUCAAAUAUGCUAAUGCUACCAUAAUAGAAGAAGAAGUUGCAAAAGAACCUGAGACGUUUGAGGAAGCAUCUCAGAAUUUUAUGUGGAUUGAAGCUAUGGAAGCAGAAAUCACUGCAUUAGAACGAAAUCAGACUUGGGAGCUUGUGCCAAAGCUAAGAGAUGUGAAACCUAUUUCUUGCAAAUGGAUUUACAAAAUAAAGCAAUGCACAAAUGGAUCAAUUGAAAGGUUUAAAGCUCGUCUGGUGGCUCGAGGGUUUAGUCAACAAUAUGGACUAGACUAUGAUGAAAAGUUUAGUCCAGUUGCAAAGCUUACAACUGUGCGAAUCUUACUUGCAUUUGCAGCUAACAAAGACUAG
This is a messenger RNA of Hevea brasiliensis (rubber tree), 675 nucleotides long. RefSeq lists its product as uncharacterized. The transcript is spliced from 2 exons. Bases 1 to 675 code for a protein of 224 amino acids. The record is from RefSeq and is a predicted model, not a curated record. NCBI's taxonomy places the organism in Eukaryota, Viridiplantae, Streptophyta, Magnoliopsida, Malpighiales, Euphorbiaceae.